This is a messenger RNA of Oncorhynchus masou masou (cherry salmon), 7369 nucleotides long. RefSeq names its product zinc fingers and homeoboxes protein 2-like. The transcript has 4 exons. Gene Ontology annotation, biological process: regulation of transcription by RNA polymerase II. The coding region runs from base 419 to 3244 and encodes 941 amino acids. Gene Ontology annotation, cellular component: nucleus. NCBI's taxonomy places the organism in Eukaryota, Metazoa, Chordata, Actinopteri, Salmoniformes, Salmonidae. The record is from RefSeq and is a predicted model, not a curated record. Gene Ontology annotation, molecular function: DNA-binding transcription factor activity, RNA polymerase II-specific; DNA binding.
AGGUUAUGCCAGAAUCUUUAGAAUUACCAGCGGAAUAUGCGCGUUACCACCGACUACUUACAAUUGGGAAUUUUACUGCUAGCUUAUCGUCCCAGCAACAAAAGGCUCUAGGCAGAUUCCAGAGGAGACUACCCAGAGUGCCGCUGGACCGGAGACCAAAAAGGAGCUGGAGAGAGUGGAGGCGGAACUGGAGCAAGAUAGGCAACCCCCCCCCCCAAGGGAAGCCCCACCCUACUGCGGAAGUGCAGUGAAUGCCAUCUGUGAUGAACUCUCAUGAAGCCGCACACGGGAGCUGACGUCCACAGUCCGCAGGAGACACCACUGCAGACCCAGGACAGUAGAGGAGCAGGGUCUUCUUCAAACACUGGAGACUUACCCUCCCCCUGACCCAAAUAACAUCCCACAUCAGUCACCAGCAAUGUCCAGUCGCAGGAAAUCCUCCACCCCCUGCAUGAUCCGGGUUAGUGACAUAAUAGAGCAGGAUGACUCUGAAGAAAUGGAAGUGUCCACUGCCAAUGUGACCAACAAUGGUUCUUCAGAGUCUGUGGAAAAUCAAUACCAUACACUACAAGACACUAUAGAAGAUCUAGGAAGUGAGAUUGAAACAAAAGUUGCGGUGGAAGCUGAUCCUAUGCCCCAACUGAGGCAGCAUGGAAGUUAUGAGUGCAAAUACUGUCCUUUCUCCACCCAGAAACUCAACGACUUCAAAGAGCACGUAGACUCCAGUCACCCCAAUGUCAUACUCAACCCCCUCUAUCUGUGUGCCGUGUGCAACUUCAGCACCAAAAAGUUUGACUCUCUUACAGACCACAAUGAGACCCAACACCCUGGAGAGACCAACUUCAAGUUCAAGAGGGUAAAAAUAAAUAACCAGACUAUCUUGGAGCAGACAAUCGAAGGCAAGACCAAUUCAGUUUUCUGCAAUACUGUAGACGGACAAGGCGUUGUCACUUUUCCACCGAGCAAACCAAUUACGGUGAAUAUCGGAAAGCCAAACAUGGACAACAUACAGUCCCUCUACCAAGGGAAUGAUUUGGAAAAGAGGUUGGAAAACUUUAUUCCAAAAGAUCAAAUCACAGCUGUGAACAUAAACGGCACAAUAAUCAUCCCUGAACCAACAAUCAUUCAAGGGCACUCGUAUGUAAUGCCAUUGCUUCAAAGACCACCCAACUUCUGUUCUGUACCAACAAUUGCUGUUCCUCUGAAUUCCACCAAAUAUAAUCCUUCACUGGACAAUAACACAACCCUAAUGACAUCUUUUAACAAAUUCCCUUACCCAACCCAUGCUGAGCUGUCCUGGCUAACUGCUGCGUCCAAGCACCCAGAGGAGCAAAUAAAGGUGUGGUUCACUACCCAACGGCUAAAGCAAGGCAUCACCUGGUCACCAGAGGAAGUCGAGGAAGCCAGGAAGAAAAUGUUUAAUGGCUCCAUCCCACCCAUACAUCAGACCUUCACCGUUCUGCCUACCCCAAUUUCUCAGCCUGCCAAAGCCACCCAGCCCCUUAUUCAGACUAGCUUUGGGCAGUCUAAUCUAGUACUGACAAGUAUUGCUAAUGGAUCAACCAUGACCUGUGCUCCUGUUGCAGUGACUGUAGCCAGUUUUGUGCAACCUCUCAAGCGACCCCUGACAACUCCUUCAUUCGCCCCAGAAUUAAAGCGCCCCAUGGCGGCCCCUGCAGAAGACCCAAAGGAGAAGAUACUAAUGGCCCCACCUCCAGUUCCACAAAAAGAGAGACUUCCCAUGGCCCCACCUCCAGUGCCCCCAGAAUUAAAGAGAUCUGUAGCAUUUCCUAUUAUCGCCUCGGAGAUGAAAAGGUCCUUGGCAGCACCUCUCAUGGUUUCUAAAGGAAAACUGCCCUUGGCCACUCCACUUGUGAACCCCAAAAACAAGCUGCCAAUGGCACCUUCUCCAGUCUUCCCUAAGAUGAAGAGACCUAUUGUCACCCCUCAAUUCAAGAGUUACAUGCUGCCUCCUCCUUCAUUAGUUUCCAAAGACAAACUUCCAAUCACCCACUCUCUAUUGGCUUCAGACUUAAAGUUACCAAUCUCACCCACUCUCAUUGCCCCUCAAGUGAGGAGGCCAACAAUAAUCCAGUCAGUGUGGACUCCCCUCAAGGGCCCGUUCCAACUCCCUAGCUUUUACCAAGACAGCAAGAAAACAAAAACGCAAAUAACAGAGAUGAAGGCCAGAUAUGUCAGAGGACGUCUCUCAGAGGACAAAGUGCUCACCCCUCUUGGGGAAGCCAAUGGUGUCUCUCGUGGGGAUGCAAAGUGGGUUCAUGACCAAGGGCCUCAUGCACAGAACGGCAUUCUACAGUUGUACAACGAGCUAGCAUCGAAACCAGAACAGCAACAAUCAGUUCAGACUCAAUUUCCACUCUUGGAGAGAAUGAAAGGGAAGACUUCUGAGCAGUUGAAGAUUCUAGAAGAGAACUUCCAGAGAAACAGCUCUCCAACAUACAAUGACGUUGACAAUCUAGUGACUGCAACCCAACUGUCGCGGGAGGAAAUUGACAGCUGGUUUUUAGAGCGCCGGGCGCUGCGUGACAACCUUGAACAAGCUCUUCUAAACUCCAUGGGCUCAAAGAGACUCAACGUUGAUAAGCGGCAGCAGCAACACGGACCGCUGAAUGGUGUGCGCAAGCAAGGUGGCCAUCCAAGAAGCUCUCCCUUUGCCAUCAUUGCCCCCACCACCACUUGCUCAGUGCCUCUAGACAGCAAAUCCUUGGCUCUUCUCAAGGAUGUUUUUGCACAAACUCGGUGGCCUUCCCCUGAAGAAUACAAUCAGCUUGAGGCCCAGACAAGCCUGGCUCGCACAGAAAUCGUCCGCUGGUUCAAGGACAGUAGGUCAGCACUGAAGAGUGGGACCUUGGAGUGGAUGGAGUUUUUCCAUAAACUGAACAGCAGUGGGCAAAAUGGCGAGGGGGCGCUACUGAGCACAGAGAAUGCUUUCAGCAUAAUCCAGCGCUACCAGGAAGUAAAGGCACCCAAGGUGGAGGAUAUUGGGAGGCUAACGAAGCAUGCCAGUCUUAGCAGCCAGGAGAUCAAGGAAUGGUUUGCCAGCAAAUUGAGACAAAACACAUCUGAUAUCAGCCAGAAUUGUGGCCAAAAUGGUGGCUCUCGAGAGGGGUUCGGGAGCUGGAUAGAGGAAACCAAGGGGAUGGAUGCACGCGUGGGUGCUAAGGAGCUGGUCACGGACAAAGACAGGAUGAUGGAGGAUGCUUCUGGAAGGGUGACUGGAUAAAGGGUGAGAACCGUUGCCACUGUCAGUUGCACACAGGAGCUGAAAAGGAAAGAGUUUAAUUAUUGAAUAUUGUAUUUUCUGAACAAAUUAUUUCUUGCUUGUUCCAUCCCAGUUUGUGCCCAACAUUUCCUCAAGGUUGAGUUAACUUUGUAGAACGUUUUCAAAAACAUGGUGGUAAUGUUGUGUGUGAUUUAGGAUGAGGUAGAAGGCACAGUGCACUGAAUGUGUGCCUGAAGCACUGACCAGGUGGUGAUCGUUGAGUGCCAAAGCUGGAUUUGCUGUGUUAUUACACUUUUAAAAAAAGGGUUCUUGUAAAUAUAUUUUUUCUGUGUUGCUACAGAUUUGUACAAUUUUGGGGGAAUUUUGUUACAUUUUAUAAUGGGAGCAAUUGCCCCUUUUUUUCGCUCCAGCGGAUCUUAGUGGUCUGUCCUACAUUUUGUAAUGAAACACCAUGAACCACUACAACCGUUGGCAAUACUUCAGUCCGUUUUCCAAUGCUGAACUUCCGUUCCCUCCUGUCAGGUGGACUUAUAUCAAAUCAAACUAUUUACGGUUCUGAAGUGCUAUUGUACUCCCUGGACUCUAAGCCAACCUGCACUUUGGUAAGGAACAUGCUUGUUUGACCAAGUGAUGUUGUGGAUCAUUGUUAGAGAAAAGAAACGGUCAGUGGCAAAACCAGAAAGAAAUAAUCACAUUGAAACAAAUCCAGAAUCAUGCUGCCUGCCUGCAUCAUAUUCUAAUCUUUCUCUUUUGAUUUAUUUGUUGUCCUGCAAAUGAACAUACACAUCUGUAAUAGCCUUUAUACCUACGUACAUGUUGACUUAAUAGAAGUAGUGCUAGUUCCAUUCCGACAUUUAGAAACAAACCAAUACAAGCUCUUUAUGUACCGCUUUAGUGUCAUGGUCAAGACAUAGUGCCUUCGAGAAAGUAUUCAGACCCCUUGACAUUUUCCACAUUUUGUUACGUUACAGCCUUAUUCUAAAAUUGAUUAAAUAAAUAAAACAUUUCAGUAAUCUGCACUAGAGGUCGACCGAGCAUGAUUUUUCAACGCCGAUACCGAUUAUUGGAGGACCAAAAAAAGCCGAUACCGAUUAUUCGGCCAAUUUAUUAUUAUUUAUUUUUUUGUAUUUUGUAUUUUGUAAUAAUGACAAUUACAACAAUACUGAAUGAAUACUUAUUUUAACUUAAUAUAAUACAUCAAUAAAAAUCCAUUUAGCCUCAAAUAAAUAAUGAAACAUGUUCAAUUUGGUUUAAAUAAUGCAAAAACAACGUGUUGGGGAAGAAAGUAAAAGUGCAAUAGGUGCCAUGUAAAAAAAAAACUAACGUUUAAGUUCUUUGCUCAGAACAUGAGAACAUAUGAAAGCUGGUGGUUCCUUUUUAAAAUGAGACUUAAAUAUUCCAAGGUAAGAGGUUUUAGGUUGUAGUUAAUAUAGUAUUUAUAGCACUAGUUCUCUCUAUACCAUUUGUAUUUCAUAUACCUUUAACUAUUGCAUGUUCUUAUAGGCACUUUAGUAUUGCCAGUGUAACAGUAUAGCUUCCGUCCCUCUCCUCGCCCCUACCUGGGCUCGAACCAGGAACACAUCAACAACAGCCACCCUCGAAGCAUCGUUACCCAUCGCUCCACAAAAUCCACGGCCCUUGCAGAGCAAAGGGAACAACUGCUCCAAGUCUCAGAGCGAGUGACGUUUGAAAUGCUAUUAGCGCACACCCCGCUAACUAGCUAGCCAUUUCACAUCGGUUACACCAGCCUAAUCUCAGGAGUUGAUAGGCUUGAAGUCAUAAACAACUCAAUGCUUGAAGCACAGCGAAGAGCUGCUGGCAAAACGCACGAAAGUGCUGUUUGAAUGAAUGCUUACGAGCCUGCUGCUGCCUACCACCGCUCAGUCAGACUUCUCUAUCAAGUCAUAGACUUAAUUAUAAGAUAACACACAGAAAGACGAACCUUUUGGUCAUUAAUAUGGUCGAAUCAGGAAACUAUCAUUUUGAAAACAAAACGUUUAUUUCAGUGAAAUACGGAACAGUUCCAGAUUUGAUCUAACGGGUGGCAUCCCUAAGUCUAAAUAUUGCUGUUACAUUGUACAACCUUCAAUGUUAUGUCAUAAUUACGUAAACUUCUGGCAUAUUAGUUCGCAACGAGCCAGGCAGUCCAAACUGUUGCAUAUACCCUGACUGCAUGCAAUGAACGCAAGAGAAGUGAGACUAUUUCACCUAGUUAAUAUUGCCUGCUAACCUGGAUUUCUUUUAGCUAAAUAUGCAGGUUUAAAAAUAUAUGCUUCUGUGUAUUGAUUUUAGGAAUCACUCCUUGGUGUUUAUGGUUAGGUACAGUCGUGCAACAAUUGUGCUUUUUUUUCACAAAUGUGCUUUUGUUAAAUCAUCCCCCGUUUGGGCUAUCUUUGUUAGGAAGAAAUAGUCUUCACACAAUUCGCAAACGAGCCAGGCGGCCCAAACUGCUGCAUAUACCCUGACUCUGUUGCAAGAGAAGUGACACAAUUUACCUAGUUAAAAUAAUUCAAAGGUUGAAAAAAAAAAAAUACUGCUUUCCGAUUAUGAAAACUUGAAAUCGGCCCUAAUUAAUCGGCCAUUCCAAUUAAUUGGUCGACCUAUAAUCUGCACACAGUACCCCAUAAUGGCAAAGUGAAAACAGGUUUUUAGAAAUGUUUGCAAAUGUAUUAAAAAAUAGAAAAACCUUAUUUACUUAAGUACUCAGACCCUUUGCUAUGAGACUCAAAAUUGGGUGCAUCCCGUUUCCGUUGGUCAUCCUUGAGAUGUUUCUACAACUUGAUUCGAGUCCACCUGUGGUAAAUUCAAUUGAUUGGACAUGAUUUGGAAAGAGACACACCGGUCUAUAUUAGGUCCUACAGUUCAUAGUGCAUGUCAGAGCAAAAACCAAGCCAUGAGGUCGAAGGAAUUGUCUGUAGAGUGCCGAGACAGGAUCGUGUCGAGGCACAGAUCUGGGGAAGGGUACCAAAACAUUUCUGCAGCAUUGAAGGUCUCCAAGAACACAGUGGCCUACAUCAUUCUUAAAUGGAAGACGUUUUGAAUCAUCAAGACUCUUCCGAGAGCUGGCUGCCCGGCCAAACUGAGCAAUCGGGAGAAGUGCCUUGGUCAGGAAGGUGACCAAGAACCCGAUGGUCACUCUGAAAGAGCUCCAGAGUUCGUCUGUGGAGAUGAUUGUCCUUCUGGAAGGUUCUCCCAUCUCUGCAGCACUCCACCAAUCAGGCCUAUAUGGUAGAGGGGCCAGACGGAAGCCACUCCUCAGUAAAAGGCACAUGACAGCCUGCUUGGAGUUUGCCAAAAGGCACCUAAAGACUCUCAUACCAUGACAAUCAAGAUUCUCUGGACUGAUGAAACCAAGAUUCAACACUGUGGCCUGAAUGCCAAGAGUCACGUCUGUCGGAAACUUGGCACCAUCCCUACGGUGAUGCAUGGUGUUGGCAGCAUAAUGCUUUGGAUGUUUUUCAGUAGCAAAGACUGGGAGACUAGUCAGGAUCAAGGCAAAGAUGAACAGAGCAAAGUAUUGAGAGAUCCUUGAUGAAAACAUUCUCAGGACCUCCGACUAGGGUGUAGAUUCAACUUCCAACAUGACAACGCAAGAGUGUCUUCGGGACAAGUCUCUGAAUGUCCUUGAGUGGUCCCGCCAGAGCCCGGACUUGAACCUGAUCGAACAUCUCUGCAGAGACCUAAAAAUAGCUGCGCAGCAACACUCCCCAUUCAACCUGGCAGAGCUUGAGAGGAUCUGCAGAGAAGAAUGAGAGAAACUCCCCAAAUACAGGUGUGCCUAGCCUGUAGUGUCAUACCCAAGAAGACUCGAGGCUGUAAUCCCUGCCAAAGGUUUUCAACAAAGUACUGAGUAAAGGGUCUGAAUACUUUAUGUAAAUAUGAUAUUUCAGGUUUUUUAAUUAGCAAAAAUGUUCCUGUUUUUACAUUCUCAUUAUGGGGUAUUGUGUGUAGAUUGGGGGGGGGGGGACUAAUCCAUUUUAGAUUAAGGCUGUAACUUUACAAAAUGUGGAAAGUCAAGGGGUCUGAAUACUUUCCGAAGGCACUGUAUAACAAGAAAUACUCCACUUAUACCAAGAUCCUGCUUACUCUUUUCAAAAACCAGUUGUCUGCUGUAAUCCAAUAAAA